AUGACUGCAAGCGGGCUUUCUCCCGCAGACAUGAGGGAACUCUUCGAGCUACAGAACAAAUUCGAAGCCGCAGUCCCCACAGUCUUACGAUUAAUCCCAGCACGCAGGGCCGUCGUCGGGCAAUGGUGGAGCGACGUGGAAGCAAUGCCAGAGCCAGAACAGCUCGAGUUCCUCAGAGACUUCGGGCGAAGAUUCCAGGGGGCUGUAGACCUAUUCCACAUGCACAACUCCCCGGAGGAGGACCACACGGCUCAGGCAGAACUUCGACGGUCGCGCCCAUCAGCCGUAGCCGCUGAUAUCUUGAUGAACCUCAGCCGUGACGAGCGGGGCUACGGGUCGGAUGAUACGAUCGACGAGGAGAUCUGCGAGGUUAGCAUUGCGCAAGAGAGGGGUCCAUUGACGCCUGCCUUGACGCACGGCACCUCGGCCGAGUCGGACGCGGAGGCCAAUGACGACGACGACGACGAUGACGAGGCCGACAGAGGCGCAGCGGGGGCGCUCGUGCAAAUAACAAGUGAUAGCGAUGGCGAAGGCAGCUAUGCAGAGGCAGAGGCGCGGACUCGAAGGGUGAGGAUACCAGCAACGCCUCGACGAGCCCACCGUCCCGCUAUCAACGGCUGCGGGGUUACGAACAGGGUUUUGGAGAUCUCGCCGCUAGCCAAGAUCACUUGCGCCGAGGAUCAAGAGACUGAGGCGCCAUCAGAGUCUUCUUGUUCGAAAAGAAGGAAGACUGGCAAGUCAUCCGGGAGACUUUGA
Molecule: messenger RNA, 756 nt
Organism: Bacidia gigantensis
Lineage: Eukaryota; Fungi; Ascomycota; Lecanoromycetes; Lecanorales; Ramalinaceae
Exons: 1
Coding region: 1-756 (251 amino acids)
Source: RefSeq, a predicted model, not a curated record